This is a messenger RNA of Entrophospora sp. SA101, 315 nucleotides long. The record is from the annotation of a GenBank genome assembly. NCBI's taxonomy places the organism in Eukaryota, Fungi, Glomeromycota, Glomeromycetes, Entrophosporales, Entrophosporaceae.
AUGUAUGCGGACCAAAGAACAGAAAAUCUUAAGACAUUAUUGUCUAUGUUUCCUGAUGUUGAUUCAGAAAUUUGUGAAGCAGUUUUAGCAUCAAACGAUAAUGAUUUGGAAACAAGUAUAAAUACUUUAUUAAAGCACAGAUCUACUCAACAACACCGUAGACAACAACAACAGCAAGAAGAGGAAGAUCAAUCAUCUCCUUUUUCUGAUUUUACAGAAGAAUUGCCUGUUAUUAAGGAAAAGAUUGUUCAAGCUGCCGAUACCACUAAAAAGAAAGUCAAAGAAUGGUACGAAAAAUUGAAACAACAAUCGUGA